AUGCAGGAGGCUCUGGACAGUGCUCUCUGCUCCGGCACUUCUCCCCCUGUGACCUCCUCCCUCGCCGUCUCCCCCUGUGACCUCCUCCCUCACAGUCUCCCUGUGACCUCCUCCCUCACCUCUCCCCCUGUGACCUCCUCCCUCGCCGUCUCCCCCUGUGACCUCCUCCCUCACCGUCUCCCUGUGACCUCCUCCCUCACCUCUCCCCCUGUGACCUCCUCCCUCACCGUCUCCCCCUGUGACCUCCUCCCUCACCGUCUCCCCCCUGUGACCUCCUCCCUCACAUCUCCCCCUGUGACCUCCUCCCUCGCCGUCUCCCCCUGUGACCUCCUCCCUCACAGUCUCCCCGUGACCUCCUCCCUCACCUCUCCCCCUGUGACCUCCUCCCUCACCGUCUCCCCCUGUGACCUCCUCCCUCACCGUCUCCCUGUGACCUCCUCCCUCACCUCUCCCUGUGAACUCCUCCCUCAGUCUCCCCCUGUGACCUCCUCCCUCGCCGUCUCCCCCUGUGACCUCCUCCCUCACCGUCUCCCUGUGACCUCCUCCCUCACCUCUCCCCCUGUGACCUUCUCCCUCACCGUCUCCCCCUGUGACCUCCUCCCUCACCUCUCCCCCUGUGACCCCCUCCCUCAGUCUCCCCCUGUGACCUCCUCCCUCACCGUCUCCCCCUGUGACCUCCUCCCUCACAUCUCCCCCUGUGACCUCCUCCCUCACCGUCUCCCCUGUGACCUCCUCCCUCACCGUCUCCCCCCUGUGACCUCUUCCCUCACAUCUCCCCCUGUGACCUCCUCCCUCACCGUCUCCCCCUGUGACCUCCUCCCUCACCGUCUCCCCCCUGUGACCUCUUCCCUCACAGUCUCCCCCUGUGACCUCCUCCCUCACAUCUCCCCCUGUGACCCCCUCCCUCAGUCUCCCCCUGUGACCUCCUCCCUCACCUCUCCCCCUGUGACCUCCUCCCUCACCGUCUCCCCCUGUGACCUCCUCCCUCACCGUCUCCCCCCUGUGACCUCUUCCCUCACAUCUCCCCCUGUGACCUCCUCCCUCACAGUCUCCCCCUGUGACCUCCUCCCUCACAGUCUCCCCCUGUGGCCUCCUCCCUCACCCUCUCCCCCUUGUGGCCCCCGCAGGUCGGUGUACGAUGGGCAGGAGCAUGGCCUGUUCAUGGAGAAACUGGACGCUCGGAUCCGGAACCACGACCGAGAGAUCGAGAAGAUGUGUAACCACCACUUCCAGGGCUUCGUGGACUCUAUCACAGAACUGCUCAAAGUCAGGGGAGAAGCCCUCAAACUCAAGCUGGAGCAGAGCUGCCUCCCUCGUGUUGGUCAGUACCGGUUCUGUUCCAUCAUGGCCCAGAACAUCCCGACUCUGCGCUCCCAGAUCCGAGACACGGCCAUGACUCAGCUCCGAGACUUUCUGGAAAGUAUCCGCAAACACUCGGACAAGAUCGGAGAGACGGCCAUCCGACAGGUCAGUGCUUCAUGGUUAGGACCAGGUGAGACGGCCAUCCGACAGGUCAGUGCUUCAUGGUUAGGACCAGGUGAGAAGCCAGUAUGUUAG
This is a messenger RNA of Knipowitschia caucasica, 1557 nucleotides long. Lineage: Eukaryota; Metazoa; Chordata; Actinopteri; Gobiiformes; Gobiidae. The record is from the annotation of a GenBank genome assembly.